Spathaspora passalidarum NRRL Y-27907 is the source of this 622-nucleotide messenger RNA. RefSeq lists its product as uncharacterized. The transcript has a single exon. NCBI's taxonomy places the organism in Eukaryota, Fungi, Ascomycota, Pichiomycetes, Serinales, Debaryomycetaceae. The annotation marks the transcript as partial. The record is from RefSeq and is a predicted model, not a curated record.
ACUGUUAAGGUUUAAGCUAACUCACCAUGUCUGACCAAUACAACCCAGAUAAGUUAUCUCAAGACUUCCAAAACGCCUCAAUUGGCGGAGGUGCUGACCAAAGUCAACAACAACAACAACAGUACCAACAACCACAACAAGGUGGAGGUUACUACAACAUGGCUAAUGCCCAAUCAUUUGUUCCACAAGGAGGAUACCAACAAUACCAACAAUUCCAACCUCAACAAGGACAACAAUAUCAACAAUACAACCAAUACCAAAACUACAACACCAGAGGUGGUUACCAACAAGGUGGUAGAGGUGGAUAUCAAAACUACAACUCCCGCGGAGGGUACCAACAAAACUACAAUAACAGAGGUGGGUACCAACAAUACAACAAUAGACAACAAUACCAAGGUUACGAUGCUUAUCAACAACAACAACAGCAAUCUCAACCUCAAGGUAUGAGUUUGGCUGAUUUCCAAAAACAAAAGGAACAACAACAAGCUAGUUUGAACAAGCCAAAGAAGACCCUUAAAUUGGCCCCAUCAAGUGGUAUCAAGUUGGCCAAUGCCAAGAAAGAACCAUCUCCUGCCCCUGCUGCUGAGCCAAAGACAGAAGCUGCUCCAAAGGAAGAAGCCAA